This is a messenger RNA of Ricinus communis (castor bean), 2067 nucleotides long. RefSeq names its product DUF21 domain-containing protein At2g14520. The record is from RefSeq and is a predicted model, not a curated record. Bases 542 to 1819 code for a protein of 425 amino acids. The transcript is spliced from 11 exons. Gene Ontology annotation, biological process: magnesium ion homeostasis. NCBI's taxonomy places the organism in Eukaryota, Viridiplantae, Streptophyta, Magnoliopsida, Malpighiales, Euphorbiaceae. Gene Ontology annotation, cellular component: intracellular membrane-bounded organelle.
ACUGACUGACAGAGAAUUGGCAAUUUGGUAACAGCCUUAGCCACUGCCAACACCAUUUUUGUAUAAAUAACAACUCACAGCUCACCCCUCCUUUCUAUUCCAUAAAGACAGUCCUUUACGUCUCUCUCUCUCUCUCUCUCUCUCUCUCUAUAAGCUCUACUGUCGCGGCCGGACGGUCACUUUUCCGUCGCGCGCUCACUCUCUCUCUGAUAUUUCACCGGAAAAUUCUUUCACCUGCUGCUCUCUUUCUAACACGCGUGGAGGCGCGCGUUUUUCAAAGCUCUUUCUAUUUCUGAAAUAUAAGGACACGCAACUUUCGUGCUUUUUUCUUUUUAAUUUCGUAUGCCAUUACACGCAUCUUCACGAUCCUAAAAACUAGAGUUUCUUUUUUAGAAAACGUUUCGAGACGUUUUAUUUUGUCCUUAAAAAGAUAUUGGAAUUUGAAAAUGGAGGCGAUUGAGCUUUGGUUAUCGUUUCUCUAACAAAUAAGCCACUGCAUCUUGAUUGUUUUUGUUUGGUGGUUUACAUUUGGAGAAAGUGAAUGGCGGUGGAGUACAAAUGCUGCGAAACGGAGUUUUUUAUACACAUAGUGGUAAUAGUAUUUUUAGUGUUGUUUGCUGGAUUGAUGUCUGGCCUUACUUUAGGGCUUAUGUCAAUGAGUAUUGUUGAUCUUGAAGUUCUUGCUCAGUCUGGUACUCCUAAAGAUCGCAAACAUGCUGCAAAAAUAUUGCCAGUUGUCAGAAAUCAGCAUUUGUUGCUCUGCACUCUGCUCAUCUGCAAUGCUGCUGCUAUGGAGACACUCCCAAUUUUUCUUGAUGGUCUGGUGACAGCUUGGGGUGCUAUUCUAAUCUCGGUCACAUUGAUUCUCUUAUUUGGUGAGAUUAUACCUCAAUCUGUUUGUUCUCGACAUGGUUUGGCAAUUGGCGCCACAGUGGCUCCAGUUGUUCGCAUUCUUGUGUGGAUUUGCUUUCCUGUUGCCUACCCAAUAAGCAAGCUUCUAGACUAUCUUCUGGGUCAUGGACAUGUAGCACUCUUUCGCAGAGCUGAACUGAAAACACUUGUAAAUUUUCAUGGUAAUGAGGCUGGAAAAGGUGGAGAAUUGACCCAUGAUGAGACAACAAUUAUAGCUGGAGCACUUGAGCUCACAGAGAAAACAGCUAGUGAUGCCAUGACUCCUAUAUCUGAAACUUUUGCGAUUGACAUUAAUGCCAAACUUGACAAGGAGUUGAUGAGUUUGAUAUUGGAGAAAGGGCAUAGCAGAGUGCCAGUUUAUUAUGAGCAACCUACAAAUAUAAUUGGACUUAUUCUGGUCAAGAAUUUGUUGACAAUUCAUCCAGAAGAUGAAGUACCUGUAAAGAAUGUAACUAUUCGCAGGAUUUGGAGGGUUCAAGAAAUGUUGCCUUUAUAUGAUAUAUUAAAUGAGUUUCAGAAAGGUCACAGCCACAUGGCUGUUGUUGUAAGGAAGUUCAACAAGACAGAGCAGCAGCCAAACGGCAAUAGUGCUGACGAUCCAGUAAAAGAAGUUAAAGUUGAUAUUGAUGGUGAAAAGCUUGCUCAAGAGAAGAUUUUAAAGAAUAGGAGACACCCGCUUCAGAAGUGGAAGAGCUUUCCUAAUAACGGGAACAAUUCAUUUAAGGGCUCAAGGAGCAAGAAGUGGUCAAAAGACAUUGAUGCAGAGAUCCUGCAUAUUAAUGGAAAUCCACUCCCAAAACUUCCUGAAGAAGAAGAAGCUGUGGGCAUCAUAACUAUGGAAGAUGUCAUUGAAGAGCUUUUGCAGGAGGAGAUUUACGACGAGACGGAUCACAUCGAGGAUUCAUGACCCUCAGCAAGAAGCUGCAGUUUAGAUAACCACGAAAAAUUCAUUGAAUUUGUUUCAGCAGUUAGAUUAUACUAGAGCAGGAGUAAAUCCAGGAAUAGAAUGAUCAAGGACUCUUGUAUGCCAUGUAGUAUGUGUAUUGGUUGUAUUAAAACAAAGACACUGUAGUGAUUUUUGGUACUUGUGGUUCCUGAGAUCUGUAAGUUUUACGUUUUUGCUCAAGGGAAAGAAAAAAUUCUGUCUGCCGUAAA